AUGAACGAAUCAAUUUCAAAUAAAAUUGAUAUCAAACAGGAAAAUGUUUGUAUUGGUAGUUCGCCCGGUGAUCUACGUAUACAAUCAACAUCCACAUCGAAUCGUAAUCAACCUAUGAUGCGUACAUCAAGUGUAGAAGGUUCCAGUUCAAUGACAAUUCUUGUUCAAAAUCCAUUUGAUGAUACUCAUCAUGUAUCACCGAGUACAGCAUUAUUGCAUUCACCAUCAAAUGACACGACCUCAAAAUUCAUGAUUAAUUCACCACAGAUUUCAUCUGGUUCGUCUGUUCCACAGUCACCAUCGAAACAACAUAGUCUGACGAAUUUACAAUCACCUCGAAAUAUUGCCACGCCAAAUCAAAUGGGUACAUCAACUCAUUUAAUUUCUAGUAACAAUAACCAAGAUAGACUUUUAGAUUCACCAUCGCCAAAUAGACCACAACAAGCACCAUCGCGUAAUGUUGCGACAAUUAUCGAUUCAUCGCCGACAGCCGCUACUGCCGUGUCACAAGCAAAUUUUCAACAACAACAGCGUAAUACAGUUCAGCCGAUGAUGCAGCCAAGACAUCCUGGUCCAAGCAAUGCUGCUACCCAAAUGCUUGCAGGAACACGCACUCAACAACCUCAUGUUCAAUAUAAUCGAGAUUUAUUAGUGAAUUAUGGAAUUAACGUUCCUCUCCUUCGUCCACCAGGUAACAGUAGUUCGUUUGUUACAACAAAUUCCGAUCAAACUUCUUCCACAAGUCCUCCAACGGCUUCACCGUUGGCAGCGGGCCAGUCAACGUCCACAACGUCACUUAUUCCUUUACCAAAUAAUAUCGGUAUUAAUAUUCCCCAUACGAACCCAAAUCAGCCAUCUAUCACGCCAAUGUUAAACUUAGGGCAAUUUUCACAUCCACUUGUCACUUCACAAACGAACUUUAUUCCAAAAGAAAAUCAUUUACAAUUAAAUACAAAUCAUCCUCAACAUUCUCAAUCGACUAAUAAUACAAUUGAAUUAAAUCGCCUGUUUAGCCAGCAACAGCACUCACCAAAUACUCAACAAGCACGUUCAACUCCAUCGUUAGCUAAUACCUCCAAAACGAAAAGGCCACCGAAUAGUAAUAAUAAUAAUCAAGUAAUCCAGCCCCAAUUAGCAAGUAACCAACAACAGCAACAGCAAAUGCAGUAUCAUUUAAUUAAACAGCAACAGCAGCAGCAGCAACACAUUUCUUAUCAACAACAACGUCAAUCGUCACAGCAGCUACCGCCUCAAUAUAUCAGCACAAAUGACAGCUCCUGUACUGCUUAUCGUACGAAUAUGCCAAGUGUUAGUGAUGGUUUGAUACAAACAAGACAAAUGCCAACUAUGCCUGUUAAUCCACAACAAAAUCAAGCGUUACAACAAGCGCUGAUAGCCACCGAUGAUAACAUUUUAAAAUCAUUACUACAAAUAAAUCCGCAAACGAAUCCUGACAAUCCAUCAUGUGAAAUGACUACUCCAUUGGGUAAACCAAUGAGUGGUGUUGUCUCUACUCUGAUUCAUCAACAGUCAACAAAUGCAGAAGUUAUUUCAAAUGGUGAUUUAUCGUCAGAACAAUAUGAUGGAACCCAACAACAGUUUAAAGGGAUAGAUCCAUCAACACAAAAUUUGAAAGAUUUAUUUAAUUCAUCAAGCAAUACCAUUUCAUCUACUCAUCACAUGCAUCAUUCUCCAACGAACAGUGUUGUCAUUGCAUCUAAUCUUCAGAAUCAUCAUCAACAACAACAAAGUACAAGUACAAUACCUCAACAACAAAACGCAGCGUCAAGCAAAGUGACAAAACCAAGAAAAAAACGGAAAGCAAAUGAAUUAAAUGCAUCCAUAGACGAAGAUAUUGGAACAACAGCAAAAGUUCGAAAAAGAAAAAAAAAAAGCAGUGAAGAAACCGAAAAAUUUGUUAAAAAUUCCUUACAACAAUUGCGAGAUUUACCAAUGUUAAAUCCAAUGGAGCCGUCCAUUGACAUCAGUAAAGAACCGUAUUCCAUCAUUGGUUUAUCAGAUAAACAAUAUAACAGUGAAGGCGACUUUGGUGAUGUUUAUAUUGAAACAAUUGAUGAUUAUUACAGACCAGAUCCUUUGAGUGCAUUAUCAGCUCUCGAACGUCGUUAUCGCGUUUGUUCUACAUUAUUUGAUCAUCCACCAAAAUUACCAUCGCCACCACUGACAUUAGAUUCAUGUGAAAAAGUUCGGGAACUAUUGUUGGCUUUAUCAAAUACAAAAAAGAUCAAAAAUACUACCAACAACGAUAAAAAUACUACGGAACAAUCGUCUCAGUCUCAAACCCUAACCGAUACACCAUGUUCGCCGAGUCCACCAGAAAGUAUUGUUUCGGCAUCAACACUAUGCGAUGAAGAAUUGGAUGAUGAAGCGGCAAUGACAGACGAAAAACGUUUACAACAACGUUUACGAGUCGAAGCAGAAAAUAUUCGAUUAUUAAAAGCACUCACAAAAUGUUAUUCAAACGAAUUACGUUCAAUUAGUCCAGUUUUAUUACCAUCUGAUCAACCAACAAUCAAAACUGAACAAAAAGAAUUUGAUGAAUCAACAGCGCUCGCCAAAUUAAAUAAUGAUAAUAAAACUGUAGCGACAAAUUCAAGUGGUGGAAGUAAUAGUGAUGCGAAUGGACGACCAAUUCUAGGUGGUGUUGAUAAGGUAUCAGUUACAUUAACUCUAACAACUGAGGCAUCAAACGAUGUUCAAAGUGUUAUAGCCGCUGUUGCUGAUCUUUUAAAAAUUGCCUAUCCGUCAUCAGUUGAUGUUCGUCAUCCAGUUUCAAAUUAUUCAUCAACAAAAACAGCAGGAUUAAAUUCUACAUCAUCUAUAGCACAUUCAAAUCCUGCAACGACUUUGUGCAAUGGUGAUUAUAAUUCUCUAGAUUGUUUUACAAAAGGAUGUAUUUGUUCGACAAUCACAACAAUGAAUUGUACGUCUACAUCUGUAAACAAUAAUAAUAAUAUAUUUAACAAAUCAUAUACACAUCCAAGUCGAACCGUGUAUAAAUGUGGUAGAGAAACAGGUGUCAGUAUACAAUCACUUAUUGAAAUGCAACCAAAAUAUUGUCGAAAUUGUAAUAUAAAAUUAACUACCGAUAAUUUAUUUAAAAAACGUCUCAAUGAAUUACCGGCUUCUAUCAAAGAAUAUUUACCAUUAUCUGAACCAUUUGUCUAUUUUUGCAAUGAACAGUGUUAUAAUCUCUAUUUAACUAAUAUACAUUGUCCCCCACCAUCUUCCUCUUUAACUAUUAAUACACAAUUGCCAACAUCGACAGCAACUACAUUCACAUCUCCACAAACAUUAUCAAUGCCGUUAAUCAAAAAUGAACCGAUGGAAUCACCACCACUACCAUCUACAUCGUCUGGAACAUCAACAGCAGUCGAUGUCGUAUCACCAAAUGGAAAGAAAAAAGCAACAUUAAAACGGCGGCAAGAAAGUGUUAGCAAGCCAAUUGAAAAACGUUGGAAAGAUCUUAGAUGGAAACGUUGGGAUCCUAGUGCCACAUUGAAAACCAUCAUACGUUUACCUAAUACAAAUGAAAUUGAACAGUUAAUAUGUGAAUUAAAAUUAACAUUAACAACAAAUGCUAAAAAAGAUACUCGUGUUUGUUCAUUUUGUAAUGGUUCUGGCGAUAUGGAAACAAAUGGACCGGGACGUUUACUUAAUCUUGAUGUUGGCAAAUGGUGUCAUUUAAAUUGUGCAUUAUGGUCAUCGGAAGUCUAUGAGACAAUGAAUGGAGCAUUAAUGUCUGUUGAUCUAGCGUAUAAACGAUGUUUAAAUAUUGAAUGUGCAUCGUGCAAACAAAAAGGCGCUAGUUUAAUGUGUUUUCAUCCACGUUGUCCAAAUACAUAUCAUUUUCCGUGUGCGGUUAAUAAUGGUUGUGGUUUUUAUAAAAAUAAGACAAUUAUGUGUCCUCUUCAUACAGCACGCACAGGUACAAAUGAUCAAAUACUCGAUGAUAAAUCUGUAUUUAGAAAAGUUUGGAUUAAUCGCGAUGAAGUUAAACAAAUCCAGAGUUAUAUGAGUCAAGAACACGAUGAAACAACAUACACAUUGCGUAUUGGUAGUCUUGUACUACAUAAUGUUGGUCAACUUUUACCACAUCAAUUACAAUCAGCAGCAUUUCAUAAUCGAAAUUUUAUUUAUCCAGUUGGUUAUUGUAUUACGCGAUUUUAUUGGUCAAUGAAUCGUCCAAAUCGACGUUGUGCCUAUAUAUGUUCAAUAAUCGAUGUAAAUAAUAGACCAAUGUUUCGUGUUAAAGUUAGAGAAGAAGAAUAUCCUGAGGAAGAAUUUACGGAAUUAACAGCAAAAGCUGCUUGGCACAAAAUUGUUAACAGUAUUGAUACAUUACGUCGACAAAAUGGUUUAGUAAAAAUGUUCACAAUGUUUGUUAGCGGAGAAGAUUUAUAUGGUUUAACGGAACCCCAUAUCAUUCGUUUGAUAGAAUCUUUACCAGGUGUUGAAACAUUACAAAAUUAUGCAUUUAAAUAUGGUCGAUUACAAUUGUUAGAUAUGCCAUUGACAUUAAAUCCAACAGGAUGUGCUAGAAGUGAACCAAAAUUACAAACACAUUUUCGACGACAUGCUCUAACAUUAACAAGUUCAAAUUCUACACGAAGUGCAUUACCAAGAACUGUUCUCGGUAUUGAAGAUCAUCCACAGAUACCUUAUGUUAAACACUUUGUAUUAUCAAAAUCCACACAAUAUAGAAAAUUAAAAAUUGAAUGGCGUCAAAAUGUUUUUUUAGCUAAAUCACGUAUUCAAGGUCUUGGUUUAUUUACUGCACGUGAUUUAGAAAAACAUACAAUGGUCAUUGAAUAUAUUGGUGAAUUAAUUCGAAAUGAAGUGGCAAAUAAACGUGAAAAAUUGUAUGAACAACAAAAUCGUGGAAUAUAUAUGUUUCGUAUCGAUGAUGAACAUGUUAUUGAUGCGACAAUGAGUGGAGGACUAGCGAGAUAUAUUAAUCAUUCUUGUAAUCCAAAUUGUGUUGCUGAAGUUGUGCAAAUUGAAAAAGAUAGUAAAAUAAUAAUUAUAACAAAUAGACGAAUAACUAAAGGAGAAGAGCUUAUGUAUGAUUAUAAAUUUGAUUUUGAAGAUGAAAGUUCAAAAAUCCCUUGUAUGUGUGGUGCAUCAAAUUGUCGUAAAUGGAUGAACUGA
Messenger RNA from Didymodactylos carnosus, 5172 nucleotides. The record is from the annotation of a GenBank genome assembly. NCBI's taxonomy places the organism in Eukaryota, Metazoa, Rotifera, Eurotatoria, Philodinida, Philodinidae.